Molecule: messenger RNA, 1035 nt
Organism: Neoarthrinium moseri
Lineage: Eukaryota; Fungi; Ascomycota; Sordariomycetes; Amphisphaeriales; Apiosporaceae
Exons: 3
Coding region: 1-1035 (344 amino acids)
Source: RefSeq, a predicted model, not a curated record
AUGCCUAGCUACACCGGCAGAAGCGACUCUGGAUUUGGGGACGAUGGUGCCUCUGGGUCGACUGGUUCAACUCAGGAGUCCAACCCCGACCACCCACUCGCUAAGAAGGGGUACGAGAUAGGGACUGCAGCGAACUUGCAGAUUGGAGACGUAUUCGAGUUUCUCUGGGCCGACGCAAAUGAGUUCGAGUGGGAGUGGAAGUGUCUAGGAUAUGUCCGAUUCAUCGUGCUGAGGCACAGUGAGACGUUCCCCCAUCAUGCCGUCUGCAUUCCCAUCUCAGUCGGCAGCAAGCACAACUUUGCGAAACCUGGUGUAGAUUCCAGCCAGCAGGGGUUCGUCUUCGACGACGAUAAUCCGAACCAGUGGCACGAGAAGCUGGAGGAGCGGAAUCGCCUGCAUUUCCCUCCCGUCGGUGUUGAGCUCAAGCCGGGAAAGUUCAGAGUCAAGGAGGAUUCGCGUGCCAAUUAUGCCGAUAUCAUCGAAAUCGACCACGAUGCCCAAGUCAUUGUAGUCGGAACCGUGGUUCGGUACUUUGAUCGCCUGCGUCGGAGUGUCAACAAGGCAGUCAUGCGAAAUAUCCUGAAGAAGGCCUUGUCCGAGUACCGUGCCAAGCGCGAUAAAGAGAAUGGCCCCCCGCCCAAGAUCGAGCCUUCGGUUGUUGGGCAGACAUUCGACGAGGACGAGGUCGAGGACGUGGAUGAUUUGGCUGCUGACGAAAUGCCUGAGCCCAGGGUUGAGCCCACAGAGGCAGUGGCGCCAGCGCCGGCACCAAUGUCCAGAGACCUGCCUGUCAGGCCGGCUGAGGAAAGGGGCGAUGAACACAGAGAAGGCAGAAGAGAGGCAAGGAGGGAAGAGAGGAGGGAGGCGGCCAAGACUUCGUCUUCGAUGAAGCUUCCCCAAUCCAGGAAUCGUCGGAAGAGCAUGGCGCAGUCGGCGGAGUCCAAGCCCGUCAUGAACGACCAGCAGAACUUUGGGAAAUCGGACUAUGAUCUGAGAUCCUUGCACAGUGUUGCCAUGAAGGGGAUCAAGUACUAG